Molecule: messenger RNA, 666 nt
Organism: Botrytis sinoallii
Lineage: Eukaryota; Fungi; Ascomycota; Leotiomycetes; Helotiales; Sclerotiniaceae
Exons: 2
Coding region: 1-666 (221 amino acids)
Source: RefSeq, a predicted model, not a curated record
AUGGAGGAAAGUGACUACGAAAGCUUUUUGGUGGAUGACAAAAUUCAAGGGUCAAAAUAUCUGCCACUUAAAUUAUUUCCACCGGAUCAGGAGAUCACAUGUGAGUAUUUGAGAGACAUUCCGCCUCCUCAAUAUUUCCGAAGAGGAAAAGCACCGCUUAAAGAUGCAGAUAUAUUUACAAAUAGAAUUGUUGUAUAUAUCCUAGAACUACCAUAUAUCAUUCCGCUCAUAUUUCCACGUCCUGCGGGUCCGUCUUAUACCAUGAAUGCUUUCACGGAUGACCUCCAGAAACAUUGUAAAGGCCUCUCUCUUGUUUCCCAGUCAUUCUCCAAUACAACCCCCACUCCAGGGACUUUUGAAAGAUACUUUUUUUUUUCAGAUCCUCAUGAGAAUUCCUACGACGGGGCAGUGAUCGAAUAUGAACCCGAAUUCGAUAGACUUUUGAGGACCUGUGGUCCGAAUGUAUUCCGGAAAGGGACUUCCUCGGAAACAGAAGCAGAAUUAAAUCUACUUGCUUCCAAUCCGGCUCCACAAAGAUUCUAUGCCGUCGCGAAUUUCUUAAAACCUAAACCCGACUUGGAUCUGCCUGCCUCUGUUUCAUUGCCGAAAAGACUCUCUUUUGCCGCACAGGAUUUCCUGGACUCCGAGGAGCCUGACCUACCUUAG